Molecule: messenger RNA, 1332 nt
Organism: Sardina pilchardus (European sardine)
Lineage: Eukaryota; Metazoa; Chordata; Actinopteri; Clupeiformes; Clupeidae
Product: zinc finger protein OZF-like
Exons: 4
Coding region: 1-1332 (443 amino acids)
Biological process (GO): regulation of DNA-templated transcription
Molecular function (GO): DNA-binding transcription factor activity, RNA polymerase II-specific; RNA polymerase II cis-regulatory region sequence-specific DNA binding
Source: RefSeq, a predicted model, not a curated record
AUGGCUCCACCCCACCCCCACCUGUUCUCCUUUGUGGAAUGUGAGCAGUGUGAGAAAGAGAAAGAAGUGCCUGGACUGGAUCAUGAAUGUAAGACUGAAAUACUCAUGUCAUCAGAGGAAAUGAAAAAGGAAGAUAUAGCUUCAGAUCUUCAUGAUGACACAGCUUUUUUUCCAAGAGGAAACAUUCAAAGGAAUCAAGCUAUUAAAUCAGAACACAAGAAGGAAAAGCACUCAUGUAGCCAGGAGCCGUCAUACCAGAAAUUACCACAGGAGUUGGAAACCAGGAACGAGCUGCUCACUGGCCAUCAGAUUACUCAUUCUGGUGACAAACUACAUCAAUGUUCUCAGUGUGGAAAAGCCUUUAUUAAUAAGUACACUCUUAAGGGACAUCAUAGGAUCCAUACUGGAGAAAAGCCACACCCGUGUUCGCAGUGUGGAAAGGCCUUUACACACAAGGGUGAUCUCAAGAGACAUCAGAGGAUCCAUUCUGGAGAAAAGCCACAUCAGUGUUUGCAGUGUGGAAAGGCCUUUACACAGAUGUGUCAUCUCAAGGUACAUCAGAGGAUCCACUCUGGAGAAAAGCCACAUCAGUGUUUACAGUGUGGAAAGGCCUUUACACAUAAGAGUGAUCUCAAGCUACAUCAGAGGUACCAUUCUGGAAAAAAGCCACAUCAGUGUUUGCAGUGUGGAAAGGCCUUUACACAAAAGGGUGAUCUCAAGAAUCAUCUGAGGAUCCAUACUGGAGAAAAGCCACAUCAGUGUUCGCAGUGUGGAAAGGCCUUUACAAGGAUGUGUCAUCUCAAGGUACAUCAGAGGAUCCACUCUGGAGAAAAGCCACAUCAUUGUUUACAGUGUGGAAAGGCCUUUACACAAAAGAGUGAUCUCAAGCUACACCAGAGGAUCCAUACUGGAAAAAAGCCACAUCAGUGUUUACAGUGUGGAAAGGCCUUUACACAGAAGAGUGAUCUCAAGCUACACCAGAGGAUCCAUACUGGAGAAAAGCCACAUCAGUGUUCGCAGUGUGGAAAGGCCUUUACACAGAUUAGUAAUCUCAAGACACAUCAGAUUACACACACUGGAGAAAAGCCACAUCAGUGUUCACAGUGUGGAAAGGCCUUUACACAAAAGAGUGAUCUCAAGAAUCAUCAGAGGAUCCAUACUGGAGAGAAGCCACAUCAGUGUACCACAUGCGCAAGGAGAUUCACAACAGCUCAAAACCUCUCUAGACAUCAGAUUACACACACUAGAGAAAAGCUAUAUCCAUGUUCACAAUGUGGAAAGGCCUUUGCUUAUAACUCUUCUCUCAAGAAACACCAAAUGAUCCAUACAUGA